Molecule: messenger RNA, 2064 nt
Organism: Mucor velutinosus
Lineage: Eukaryota; Fungi; Mucoromycota; Mucoromycetes; Mucorales; Mucoraceae
Exons: 2
Coding region: 1-2064 (687 amino acids)
Source: RefSeq, a predicted model, not a curated record
AUGCUUUCCAACCAAAACAACACUCAAAUGCCCGAAUCCAUGCCCGGAUCCAUGCCUGGAUCUAUGCCUGGAUCUAUGCCUGGAUCUAUGCCUGGAUCUAUGCCUGGAGCAAUUCCUGAAAACAACAAUACAACUCACAACGCAACGAACCAAGAUGCUGAGCCUAGCAUUGGUGGUCCUCACAAAAUCCAAUCAGGAAUUCUUCAUCAUGGACUCCCUGUUGAUAACACUGAUAAUGUACAUAAUAAUACCCACGGUGAACACAACUUCAGCAAGGACAAAUCACUUGUAAAUAACGCUGCAUCUGGCAUGAAUGGUCAUCAAAAUGACAUGAGCCCUCUUCAUUCAAAUCACAGUGAGAACAGCAUUGAUAAUAACAACGACCAUCAUUAUAAGCGAAACGCUGCCCUUGGUGCUGGUGCCGCUGGUCUUGCCGGCCAUGAGAUCAAGAACCACCAGAAUCAACAAUUUGGCUUUGAAAACCAUCGUGCAGGUGGCAAUUCUCACCAAUCUGGUCUCGGUCAUAGUAGCCACGAAGGUGCUAUCAACAAUCCUCUUCAAUCUGGAAAUGAUAAGCUUCACCAUUCUUCCAACAACGAUGACCAUCAUUAUAAGCGCGAUGCUGCCCUGGGUGCUGGUGCCGCUGGUCUUGCCGGCCAUGAGAUCAAGAACCACCAGGAUCAACAAUUUGGCUUUGAAAACCAUCGUGCAGGUGGCAAUUCUCAUCAAUCUGGUCUCGGUCAUAGUAGCCACGAAGGUGCCAUCAACAACCCUCUUCAAUCUGGAAAUGAUAAGCUUCACCAUUCUUCCAACAACGAUGAUCAUCAUUACAAGCGCGAUGCUGCCCUGGGUGCUGGUGCUACUGGUCUCGCUGGCUACGAGUUGAAGGAUCACCAUGGCAACGCUAACCCUCUUCAAUCUGGCGUUGGACACAAUAAUCAUGAAGGUAUCAACAAUAGCAAUCCCCUGCAUACUGAGACCGGUUUUGGUCAUUCUUCUGCUGGCAAUCCUCUCCAUCCUGGAGCUGCUAGUUCUUUCAACGACAAUGAACACCACUACAAGCGCGACGCUGCUCUCGGUACUGGUGCUGCUGGUAUUGCUGGCCACGAACUGAAGAACCACCAUGAUAAAGAAUCCGGUCUUGAUGGCCAUCACAGAGGAAGCAACCCUCUUCGUUCCGGAUCUGGUCUUGAUAACCACCAUUCUGCCACUGGUAAUCCUCUCCACUCUGGACCUGAUAGCGUUAACCGCUCUGUUGAUGGUAACAAUGACCACCAUUACAAGCGUGACGCUGCUCUCGGUGCUGGUGCUGCUGGUCUUGCUGGCCACGAACUGAAGAACCAUCAUGACAAGGAAUCUGGUCUCGAACGUGCUCAUCAUACUUCUGGUAACCCUAUUCACCCUGGAUCUGACAACAUCAAUCGCUCUGUCGAUGGUAACAAUGAACACCACUACAAGCGCGACGCUGCUCUCGGUACUGGUGCUGCUGGUCUUGCUGGCAACGAACUGAAGAACUCUCAUGAUAAAGAAACUGGUCUCAGUAAUCACCAUACCUCUUCUGGCAACCCUCUCCACUCUGGACCUGAUAGCGUUAACCGCUCUGUUGAUGGUAACAACGACCACCAUUAUAAGCGCGAUGCUGCGCUUGGUGCUGGUGCUGCUGGCCUCGCUGGUCAUGAAUUGAAGAACCACCAAGACAAACAAUCUAAUGUUGAUGGCCAUCAUGGUAGCUCUGGUAACCCUCUCCAUCCCAGCUCUGACAACUUGAGCUAUACCCCUGAUGGCAAUGAUCAUCACUACAAGCGUGAUGCUGCUAUCGGUGCUGGUGCUGCUGGUGUUGCUGGACACGAGAUGAAGGAACAUCGCGACAAGACGGAAGCAGCUUCAAACCGUACCUCUGUCUCUUCUGCUGGUUCCGGUGAAAAGAAGGGUGCUGCUGUACACGAUAAGCCCUUGAAUACUGGUGGUGAUGCUCAUCAUGUUGCUGAACAACCUCCUAUGGGUUUGGGCGGCCUUACUGGUAAACAACCUGUGGGUGAAAUCAACUUCCACAAGCUUUCUUAG